CCAAUUUUGGCCUAAACGAUCCAUUAGCGUAACCGUCAAGGGGCGACAGUUUUGACUACUUACAUCAACUCGCAGGUCUUUCAUGGGGUCUCUCAAUGCUCCAUUCGUGGUCUUUGGAUACGGCUCACUGAUAUUCAAACCCCCACCACAUGUCCAAUCUCAGACCUCCGGAUUCCUCAAAGGCUACAUAAGGCGGUUCGCUCAGAAAUCGCACGAUCAUCGUGGCACACCCGAGAAUCCAGGGCGUGUGGUGACUCUUAUUCACAAGGAGGAUUGGGAUCGUUUUUCCCAGUCUGAUGCAUUUCCGGAUGAAGAUAUCGUUUGGGGCAUAGCGUACACGAUUGACCCGGAAUAUGAAGCAGAAGUUAGGGAUUACUUGGAUUACAGAGAAAAGGACGGAUACACAAUGGAAACGCUGCAUGUCUACACCCUAGAGAAUGGGAUAGAGAAAAUUGCAAUUCAGGAUGCUUUUUGUUAUGUCGGUCGGCCAGAUAACCCGUCAUUCAUUGGUUCAGAACCAUUAGAGGACUUGGCACAGCGGAUAUGGGCCUCCGAGGGUCCCUCUGGACAGAAUAAGGAAUAUAUGUAUCGUUUGGCGGAAUCAGUUCAUCAGCUUGCACCAGCAUCAUAUGACUCGCACCUGUUUGCUCUUGAGAAACGACUACGAGAGCUCGACAAAACGGCAAUUGACGAACAGUAGUCGGCCAUUUUGUCGCUGGAUAUCACUAACUUGAGCGUGAUGCGACUCAUUUAUCUACAUACAUACCUCAGAUAUAUACUGGAAUACAGCACAUAUAUCCUACUCUAUCGUUUUGUACCAUAGCGAUGAGUUGGCUUCAGUGAUCGGUUUUGCAUACAGACACGGAAACGGCACCCUCAGUCAGUCACCAGUAACCUUCUGAGAAUAAGUUCUAUAGUCUUGUUCACGCGGGUUGAUGUCAACAAUAUCAUAGGGUUGAAUCUAUAGUAGUUCAUAAUGGAGACAUUCUGUGCCAUCAUCC
Suillus bovinus is the source of this 1001-nucleotide messenger RNA. RefSeq names its product ChaC-like protein. The transcript has 13 exons. Gene Ontology annotation, molecular function: glutathione specific gamma-glutamylcyclotransferase activity; gamma-glutamylcyclotransferase activity. Gene Ontology annotation, biological process: glutathione catabolic process. Gene Ontology annotation, cellular component: cytoplasm. Lineage: Eukaryota; Fungi; Basidiomycota; Agaricomycetes; Boletales; Suillaceae. The coding region runs from base 83 to 700 and encodes 205 amino acids. The record is from RefSeq and is a predicted model, not a curated record.